This is a messenger RNA of Drosophila virilis, 4871 nucleotides long. RefSeq names its product G protein-coupled receptor kinase 2 (gene Gprk2). Gene Ontology annotation, molecular function: ATP binding; G protein-coupled receptor kinase activity. Gene Ontology annotation, cellular component: cytoplasm. Gene Ontology annotation, biological process: signal transduction; regulation of signal transduction; protein phosphorylation. The record is from RefSeq and is a predicted model, not a curated record. Lineage: Eukaryota; Metazoa; Arthropoda; Insecta; Diptera; Drosophilidae.
GACAGAAGCAGCAGCAAAGCAAAAGCAAAGCGAAGCAAAGCAAAGCAAAAGCAAACUCAAAAGCAAACGCAAAACUUGCCGAGAAAGCGUGCCGCCUGUGCCGACGUCAGCGUUGACGCUGCUGCCGCUGCUGUUGACGCCGUCGCGUGUGUGAAAAGCCGGAAAAUUGCUUCACAAGGCGUUGUCGUUGCAAAGACAUUUUCUAGCGCGUCGCUUUAAUUUGUUUAUGCUGAUCUGCCUCUGUCGCUGUCCCUGCUGCUGCCCUUGCGCCUGUUCUGCGAAUUGGAUGAUUCGCCUUAUCAACGGCGCCCCCUUAUCAGCCGCAUUCUGAUUGUUGCGAAAAAAAUUAUAAAAAUACCAAAACACAUACUAAAACCUAAGCAUUUUAAGCACAAGCGGCUGCUUCUACGGAAACAACAACAACAAGAACGCAAAGCAAACAGACAAGAUAUCUAUACUAAGGAGCUCAAGAUAAACGCGCCAGCACUUGGCCCAGCCUAAAAAGUAAAUCCAAUCAAGCACACGAAAUUUCUGUAACAUCAAAGGCACGAAAUUCUGUUUUAGCCAAACCCAACCUUAAAACUAAAUGAAGCCUGUGUGUGUAACUGCGCCAAAUACCGCAACGCUGGAUCUUAGACGACGGCCACAAAUUAGCCAGCCUGCCAUAGAUUUGCUAGUUUGAAGCAACACGCAUCCAGCUUCAGCUUAGCUUCAGGUUCAUCAAAAGCUGAAUAGAGUUGCGUGGCCCGUAAAAGCAAAGGCAAUUUGAUCCAUAAAAGCCGCAGGCUGAACAGCUGGUUGCAAGCAUCGUGUGUUAUUUUUUGAGAGCGCCAAAGGAUUCAUUAAAAAACCGCCAACCUGGAACUAAUGGAAUUAGAGAAUAUUGUGGCCAAUACGGUCUACUUGAAAGCGAGAGAAGGUGGUUCGGACAGCAACAAAGGAAAGAGUAAAAAAUGGCGCAAAAUAUUACAAUUUCCACACAUAUCGCAGUGCAUCCACCUGAAGGACAAAUUAGACAUAAGCUAUGGCUACGUGAUAGAUCAACAGCCCAUUGGUCGUGAGCUCUUUCGACAGUUCUGUGAGAACAAGCGGCCCGUUUACUUUCGCUAUAUUAGCUUUUUGGAACAGGUGGUCAAAUAUGAGAUCGAGUACAUAGUGAAUCGCAUAUUCAUUGGGCACGACAUUGGGCGGCGUUUUUUGGACAUUGAGCCGCAGCUGGAGCUGCGCAACGGAGGCGGCGAAGGCCUGGAUCAGGAGACACGGGACGAGCUGCUGCUGAACAGCAGCAAUGCCAAUCCAACUGAAACAGCUGAGACUGAACAUUGCAACAAUACCACCGCCAACAACUGCAACAACAUUAACAACACGAACCAUAAGACGCUGCAGCACGACAUCCACAAUCAUAAUGGCGAGGAUGCGGCGCGGGCGAUAAACGGUGGUGAUGGCGAUGCGGAGAACGAUGGCGACGAGGGCGUUGAAUGUGAGGACAGUCAGGAUGCGGAUAAGGGGGGCGGCGGUGUAUCUGGCACCGGUUCGGGUUCGCCAUCUGAUGAACUGGUCCUAGAUGUGCUCAACGAUGAUCUCAUUGCACAAGUUCGCAGCAAGCUGAAUAGCGGCGGCAAGGAUAUAUUUGCCCAUUGUGUGAAGGCCGUGAAGGCGUUCCUGGCUGGCGAACCAUUUCGCGAGUUCGAGAACUCCAUGUACUUCCAUCGCUACCUGCAGUGGAAGUGGCUGGAGGCGCAGCCAAUCACAUAUAAAACCUUUCGCAUGUACCGAGUGCUGGGCAAGGGCGGAUUCGGUGAGGUCUGCGCCUGUCAGGUGCGCGCUACGGGCAAAAUGUACGCGUGCAAAAAGCUGGAGAAAAAGCGCAUUAAAAAACGCAAGGGGGAAUCAAUGGUGCUCAUUGAGAAGCAAAUACUGCAAAAAAUCAACUCGCCAUUCGUUGUCAAUCUAGCGUACGCAUACGAGACAAAGGAUGCACUCUGCCUGGUCUUGACCAUAAUGAAUGGUGGCGAUUUGAAAUUUCACAUUUACAAUAUGGGCGGCGAACCGGGCUUUGAGCUGGAACGUGCUCGUUUCUAUGCUGCCGAGGUGGCCUGUGGACUGAUGCAUCUACACAAGCAGGGCAUUGUCUACAGAGAUUGCAAGCCGGAGAACAUACUGCUGGAUGACCAUGGGCACGUCCGAAUCUCCGAUCUGGGCCUGGCUGUGGAGAUACCCGAGGGAGAAAUGGUGCGAGGACGAGUCGGCACAGUGGGCUACAUGGCGCCGGAAGUUAUAGACAAUGAGAAGUACGCUUUCUCGCCUGAUUGGUUCAGCUUUGGCUGCCUGCUGUACGAAAUGAUCGAGGGUCAGGCGCCGUUUCGCAUGCGCAAGGAGAAGGUCAAACGCGAGGAGGUGGACAGGCGUGUCAAGGAGGAUGCCGAGAAGUAUUCGAGCAAGUUUAAUGAUGAAGCCAAAUCAAUGUGCCAACAGCUGUUAGCUAAAUCGAUAAAGCAACGCUUGGGCUGCCGCAAUGGGCGUCUCGGCGCCCAGGAUGUGAUGGCGCAUCCGUUUUUCCACUCCACACAGCUAAACUGGCGACGCUUAGAGGCGGGCAUGCUGAAGCCGCCCUUUGAGCCAGACCCGCAUGCCGUUUACGCCAAAGAUGUGCUCGAUAUUGAACAGUUCUCAACUGUGAAGGGUGUCAAUAUCGACGAAUCCGAUACGAAUUUUUAUACGAAAUUCAAUACGGGCUCUGUAUCCAUUUCAUGGCAAAAUGAAAUGAUGGAAACCGAAUGCUUUCGCGAACUGAACGUUUUUGGUCCCGACGAAUGCCCCACGCCCGAUUUGUUGAUAAAUGCCGUACCGGAACCGGAUAAGGCGGGCUGUUUUCCGUUCAGGCGCAAGAAGAAGCAGCCGGCUCGCACACAGCCCAUACCCAUUCCUGAGCACCUGCUUACCACUUGUCACAGCGUGUCAUCCACAACGGUCGAGAGCUGAUAGCAUACAAAAGCUAAAGCCCAAACGCCUAACGUACCCACAUAGCACAAACUGUAACCCAUACGCACACAGUUAGCAUCCAAUCCUAACCCCAGCCCCAGCAGUUUGGGGCGAAGCGUACAAAGCGCAGCACAACUGAAACUCAUUGCAAUACACGAACAACAACAACAACAACAAGGACGACGAGGGCGAGAAGCAUUUUUAAAAUUCUCUAUAUAUAUAUAUAUGUAUAUAUAUAUAUAUGAAUGUAUUUUUUACAUUAAUUUUCUAAUGGAAACACUGAAUUGAAGAAAAAAAUGCAAGCACAUUUCUCUAAACUACAUAUAAAUACACAAUUAUAUUUAUAAAUGAUUCAAAAAAGAAAAGACUUACACGAACACAACAUGAAUACACUGAGAGCAACGCACGUUAAGUGGACACUUUAAUGAUUGUAGCAUACCAUACACCAUACACCAUACACCAUAUACCAUACCGUACUUAGGUAUUAUACGAGUAGGUUAAUAUGGUAAUUCGAAAGCUAGAGAGCGAAUACUAAACGAAAGGUAAAACAAUAACAAAAUAAUAAUUAUAAUAAUAACAAUAAUAAUAAUUAAAAGCCGCAAUCCAAAUUGGCCGUCAGUUUGUCAUAGCACCUAAAGUAAUGUUACUUAAAAUACAUACAAUUGUAUGCUAUUUAAAUAUGUAUACAGCAACUACUUUUAAUUAAUAAUACAUACAUACAUACAUAUACACACUCUUACACAUUUCUAUAUAUGUAGAUGGCAAUCUCGGGGCGAUGCCAGAGCAAAGAAUGUAAUAUUUGUAAAGUAGUUUUUGUGCUCAACGUGUUUUUGCUAAUGUGGGGGGAGCAGCGUCGGGCGGAGGAUCGGACGAUUGGACGGGCGAAGGGCUUAUGCGUCAAGUGUUUUUAGUUAGCAUUUUAAAGGCCGUUAAGCAAAUGACAUAAAUACUCGAAAAACUUUAAUGCAUUUUUAAUGAAAUACUUAACACAUACAAACGUACAUACAACUACAUAUAUAUGGCAUAUAUAAAUCUAUAAAAAAAAUCUAUGUAAAUGUUUACACAUGAAUAUAAAUGUAAAUUUUUUUCUCAAUUGCCGCACAAUUUUCCUACGCUUUUCAAUGCUCUUCAAUCUAUUCUGUUGCCUAAGUUUAAGCUGACUGCAAUUUGUUCAUUAAGGUUUUGAGAACGUGAUUACUGAUAUUUUUUUAUUGUUUUGUCAUGCAAUCAUUUUGCAUACAUACUAACAUAUGUAUGUAUGUAUAUACAUUGACAUACUGCAAAUGAUGCCAGCUAAUUUCUAAUUGAGACGUCGGCUAGUGUUUAAGAGUUCCGUGUAUAAAUGUGUAGUGUAGGCAUUUUUGUAAUUAGCAACAAAAACAAAUAUAAAAACACACAAAUAAUUUGAGAAUUUAUUAUCUUACUCAUUAAAUGCAAAUCAUUCAUGCAAUGCGAAUGCGACUGCAAUUGCGAACGCCACGCGCAACAUUUAGUUACAAUUCAAUUGAUUUUUUUGGCACAACUAGCUUAUUGUAGGGUAUACAAUGGCAGCCAGCAGCAAGCAAGUUACAUACAUAUUUCAAUAAAAAGCACAGCUAUCAGCACAAAACAAAAACCACAAAAAGAACAAAAAAAAAAAAAUAAAAGUAAAAAUAAAUAAAAUAAACGCCACAAGCUCGAAAAAACGCAUAAUUGAAUUUUAGCACAAAAGAAACAAAGCAAGCGCCUAAAUAUUUAUCUAUAGUAAUUAAAGGCAUAUUUAUAGAUCAUAAUAAAUACCAGAUAUACAAACAUAGAAACUACUGUGUAAGAGCAAUUAAAUGCAAAACAAAAAUAAAACAAACAUUCAACAAACACAAAACAACAAUAAACGUAUUUAACUACAACAA